Messenger RNA from Gopherus evgoodei (Goodes thornscrub tortoise), 1745 nucleotides. It is a transcript of the gene VPS72, whose product is annotated as vacuolar protein sorting 72 homolog. NCBI's taxonomy places the organism in Eukaryota, Metazoa, Chordata, Testudines, Testudinidae. Bases 33 to 1127 code for a protein of 364 amino acids. Gene Ontology annotation, biological process: chromatin remodeling; regulation of DNA-templated transcription. The transcript has 6 exons. Gene Ontology annotation, molecular function: ATP-dependent H2AZ histone chaperone activity. Gene Ontology annotation, cellular component: nucleus. The record is from RefSeq and is a predicted model, not a curated record.
GCUCGCUGGCUCGGCGGCGGCGGCGGAGCGGGAUGAGCCUGGCGGGGGGCAGGGCGCCGCGCCGCACGGCGGGGAACCGGCUGGCGGGGCUGCUGAACGCCGAGGAGGAUGAGUUCUACCAGACCACCUACGGGGGCUUCACGGAGGAGUCGGGAGAUGACGAGUACAAAGGCGACCAGUCGGACAGCGACGAUGAAGUGGACUCAGACUUUGACAUAGAUGAGGGCGACGAGCCAGCCAGUGACCAGGACGAUGACGAGCCCAAGAGGAAACGCAGGGUGGUCACCAAGGCUUACAAGGAGCCCAUCAAAAGCCUGAGACCCAAGAAGCCCGAUACAGCUGCUAGCAGCUCCCAGAAGAUGCGAGAGGAGAAAUCUGCACCCCUGGAACUCCAGGAUGAAGUGGGAGACAGCCGCAAGUACAUGCGCCAGUCGACUACGGAGCACACGCGCCAGACCUUCCUGCGUGUCCAGGAGCGUCAGGUGCAGUCGAAGCGCAAGAAGGGGGGGCCGAACUGUGACAGGCCCCUGACGCAGGAGGAGCUGCUGGAGGAGGCCAAGAUCACAGAGGAGAUUAACCUGCGGUCUCUGGAGACCUACGAGCGGCUGGAAGCUGACAAGAGGAAGCAUGUGCAGAAGAAGCGGAAGUGUGUGGGGCCGGUGAUCCGCUACUACUCAGGGACCAUGCCGCUGAUCACUGACCUCGGGUUGAAGGAGGAGAACGUGGAUGUGGAAGGGUUGGAUCAAGACAUGCAGCAAACAGCAGAGGCUCCCCAGGCUGCUGCCUCCCCGGCUGGCAAAUGUUCUCGCACCUUUAUCACCUUCAGCGAUGACGAGACCUUUGAGCGCUUCUUCCCUAAAGCCAAGCAGCCCAAGCUGCCUGUGAAGGAGAUCUGCCCCGUCACCCACAAGCCGGCCGUCUACAGGGACCCCAUCACCGACAUCCCCUACUCCAACAUCCGGGCUUUCAAAAUCAUCCGUGAGGCCUACAAGAAAUACAUCACUGCCCAUGGGCUGCCCAACGCGGCAGCUUCUGCGGCCCUGGGGGCGGGGCCGCCCGCAAUGGACCCAAAUGUCCGGGCAACCAGGCAGAAAAUCAUCAUCAAACAAACCGUCCCGGCCACAUAAAGCCCAGGAGUGUCUGUUCCCUUUCCAGGAGGGAACUUCUUAAACGGACACAGGCACCUUUGGGUAGCUCAAUAUUGACCCACUCCUCCUCCUCCUUCCCUACAUAUCUUUGUUUUUCAAACUCAAACGGGUGGUGCUUCAUUGCUCUUUAUUUAUUUCAUUUUUUAAUGAAAAAAGCGAUGCCUGCGGCGGUCCUACCAGAACAAACCAGCCUGCAGAGCCCGUCCCUCCUGGGAGACCCUGCGGAAAACAAACCAGCCUGCACAGCCCGUCCCUCCUGGGAGACCCUGCGGAAAACAAACCAGCCUGCACAGCCCGUCCCUCCUGGGAGACCCUACGGAAAACAAACCAGCCUGCACAGCCCAUCCCUCCUGGGAGACCCUGCGGAAAACAAACCAGCCUGCACAGCCCGUCCCUCCUGGGAGACCCUACGGAAAACAAAUCAGCUUGCACAGCCCGUCCCUCCUGGGAGACCCUACGAAAAACAAACCAGGGUGCACCAGCAGAGGCAUGCAGUGGGUGGGAUCACUUAUUCUGUAAGGAGCAGGAUGGAUUUUAAGCUCAGAAAUGGUGCCUGUUGUUUAUCCGUUUAGAAAGAUAAUAAAAUGAGAGGACAGA